Cataglyphis hispanica is the source of this 5778-nucleotide messenger RNA. RefSeq names its product prolyl 3-hydroxylase 2-like. The transcript has 11 exons. NCBI's taxonomy places the organism in Eukaryota, Metazoa, Arthropoda, Insecta, Hymenoptera, Formicidae. The coding region runs from base 192 to 2432 and encodes 746 amino acids. The record is from RefSeq and is a predicted model, not a curated record. Gene Ontology annotation, molecular function: protein binding; oxidoreductase activity, acting on paired donors, with incorporation or reduction of molecular oxygen; L-ascorbic acid binding. Gene Ontology annotation, biological process: collagen metabolic process.
UAAAAUCUUAGUGCGAAAUUACACCGUGUCUUUGUGAACCAGCCUGUAUUUAUAACAGUUCGCUUUGUGUACGUGUAUGCGUGCAUACGUGCGUGCGUGCGUAUACACGCCUGACCACGACCCACGCUCCAAACCCAGCGCGAUGUUUUCUCAGCGACUCGGGACAGUCUGUCGAGAAGAAUCGUGAGAGAAUGUGGUUGGUUGUCCCGCUCCUUCUACUCUUCGCAGUGUGCACGUAUCGCGCUGAUGAUGAGAUCGAGACUAAUGAAAUCGAAGGCCGCGUUUCGGCUACUCCACGCGAAGCGCAAUACGUGCGUGACGUUACGCUCGCAGAGAUCUUUGAGAACGCGGUCCAGGCCUAUCUCGAAGAAAACUGGGACGGCUGCAUUACAGGAUUUAACGAUGCACUGCAUGGAUAUAAAAUGUAUAAACGUAUGGUGACGAUUUGCCGUCGAAAAUGUAAAGCCGAGGCGGCUGGCUUCUCACCAAUCUUCGCGGAGGACAUUGAAGAUCUGCACUUUUAUGAGAGAAAAGUGAGAGAGACGCUCUGUUUGAUGAAAUGCAAUCAGGAUUACCGUGAGAUCGCAGGUGCGGGGGCGCUUAAACGUCUCCCACGCGUUACGGAAGAAAAGCUUGCCAAUCUUACCAUCUAUGAGUAUCUUCAUAUCUGCUAUUUUCAAAAAGGAAGAUAUCAAGAUGCAGCGAAUGCAGCCUUUACCUUUCUCUCCCUACAUCCUAAUCAUGAAAUGGUCAUGAAGAAUCUUAAAUACUAUCUGGAUCUACCUGAUGUGAUCGUAAAAGAAGUUGUGAAUUUAGAGGCGCCUCCCUUUAUACAAAUGUACAUUCGAGGAGUUCAGGCCUAUGAAGCUGAGAAUUAUGUGGAGGCUAUCGCCGAGUUUGAGACUUCCCUCGAAUCUUACAUGGAAUUCGAGGAGAACUGCAGGAGCUAUUGCGAGGGGCCAUUUGAUCAAGGAUGGUAUCCUGAAUUUACCUCUUCGGUAGCAAAUCAUUUUGCAUUUUGUCUAAAGUGUAAACGUGGAUGCUCACUUGCGAUGAACAACGUGAAUGGCAAUUUUCGGGCUGAUCUGCUUAGAAGCCAUUAUAAUUAUUUACAGUUUGCUUAUUACAAAUUGGGCAAUCUAAAAAAAGCUUGUGCAGCAGUUGCGAGCUAUUUAUUAUUUCUUCCCGCCGACGAGACAAUGCUUCACAAUAAAGAUUAUUAUAGUAAUCAGCCGAAAGUGAAGGAAGAAUAUUUUACGCCAAGAGAAGAGGCGCUUUCCUAUGUGAAACGGCAAGAGUACGAACUAUUGUUGUUGUAUUACAUAUCGGAAGAAUUUGCAGUAAUAGAUGCUGCAUUCAAUACGUUUACCAAGAAGAUUAACACAAAAAAGGCUGAACAAAAAGAUGAACAAAAUUUAGGAAAGUAUUCUUCCUCGAUCUUGCAUCCACCUCCGGGGCACUCUCCAUCCACGAGAAGGCAAUUCGUUGGUAAUCUAUCAAUAUUUCGGGAUGAAGAAGAAACGGAAGUACAAAGAAUUUAUACUAAAGAGCGGCUAGAAGUCACUGAUGAUGUACAAAUAAUAGCAGGAGAAAAAGAACUCGGCGGGAAAAAUCGCUACGCAGCUGACGGUCUUCUCAAUUCCAUCGAAUGCGAUCUGCUUAUGCAACUAACUCAGAUCGCUAUAGAAGGUGAUGGCUAUGAAGAAAACAAGAGUCCGCAUUCGCCUUAUGAGCGUUUCGAAGGUGUGACCCUUGGCAGGAUGGCGUUGAUGAUGUACUUUAAUCUGACGAAACCGGAUCUAUUGGAAUUGUUUCUGGAACGCACAGAAGCGGUUCGCGAUCAUGUGGAAAGGUAUUUCGACCUUGACUCACCACUGUAUUUCACCUACACCCAUUUGGUCUGCCGAACGGCUUUACCCGAUUCACCGAUGGAUCGGAUGGAUUUGAGUCAUGAAAUUCACGCUGAUAAUUGCGUGAUAAAAGACGGAGGUUUCUGUCUACGAGAGGAUCCUGCGUACACGUGGAGAGAUUACUCGGCGAUUCUGUAUCUCAACGACGAUUUCGAUGGUGGCGAGUUCUUUUUUGUCGAGGACUGGAAGAGUCGCCGCUGCCAGAGCAUUGUUCGGCCUCGAUGCGGACGUAUGGUGGCAUUCUCCGCCGGUGGUGAGAAUCUUCACGGGGUUCAAGGUGUACGCAAAAAUAAGAGGUGUGCUGUGGCAUUGUGGUUCACCCAGGAUGAAAAAUAUCUGGAGUAUGAGAGAGUGGUGGCGAAUACUAUGCUGACGAGAGUUCGCACCUUGGGUACUGUGCAACACGAGGGUAUCCGAAUACCUUUCAGAUACGAAGACAUGUUGAUCCAAUGUUUUAAAGAAGACGAAAUAUUGAGGAACAUAUUGAAAGAAGGAAGAGCCAACAAAAAAAAAAAAUAUUGAUAGAAAUUUGAAAAAAUGUACGCAUAAAUACCUCUCUCCCUCUCUCCUCUCUCUUUUUACACACAAAUGCAUACAUAUAUACGCGCGCGCAUAUACACACUGCACACAUAAAAAAUAUAUAUUAUUAUUUACGCGCAUAUACACGCAAAAUAUUUCAUAUGAAAUUUUUUGGAUAGAUUUUAAUUAUUUUUAUGAUAUAACAAAAUAUGUAAUAUCUUGUGAAGUGUUCACUGUUCAGUAAAUUUAUUUAAUACUUUUAGACAUAGAAUAGUAAGAUGAUGAGUUAAUUAUAGAAUUAUUAUAAUUAAUUCUAUUUUUUUAUUCCAUAAAAAACUUUUAACAAAUAUUUUAAUGGAAGAGAGACAAUUUUACACAUACAAGAUAUUGCAUAUUUUAUAUUACAAUAUAUCCAAAUUAAAGUAUGAUAUCUCGAAUGAUGAAGAAUAAUGAAGAGAAUUUUCAACAAGUCUGUCCAAACAGAUCUUUUCUGCUAAAAAUUUUUGUUAAUAAAAAGUCUAUAAAUUUAAUUUAGAGUUAAUUUCAAUUAUCGACAAGCUGUCAAUAGAACGUUAACAGAGCAUGCUUUAAAAAAUUUUAAUGAGAAAAGACUGCUUUUGAAAUACAUAUUCAGAUAUAAUAAACAUAUCGAACGUCCAAUUAUGUCUGAUAAUCUGAUCAAUUAAUAAUCAAUAGAAUCAUUUUUCCUUCAUAAUUUGAAAGUUAAUUUUAGGACGUGUGCAAAUUUUUUUUUUUAUUCUAAUGAGUACAUACUAGAUGACACGCAUGUACUGGGCAUGUAAAGUUUAUUGUACAUACUAUGAAUUUUUGAAUACCGUGUAUGUGCGUGCGUGCGCGUAUGCAUAUAUGUAUAUAUGUAUACACACAAAUGAGAAUAUAUUUAAUCCUAAAAUACUUAAUUCGUCAAAUAAUAUAAAAAGUAUGUAUUCUAUUUUAUUUAUAUGACAAAGUCUGUUGAAAAUAUGUAAUAUUUAUGUUGCAGAAUUAAUUUUAAUAGCUUUGCUGUGUGUUAAAGUUUUUCUAGUCCGCACAUAUAUAUACAUAUAUAUAUAUAUAUAUAUAUAUAUAUAUAUAUAUAUAUAUAUAUAUACAAUAAAAUGCACAAAUUCAUAGCAUAUCUCUCAUAUAUGUAAUUAAUUUUUGAAUUAUUUAAUUAAUUAGUAUAAUUUAAAUGUAAAAAGAGCACGCAGAAAAUAUAGACCGUUACGACUAUCGCAACAACGAUUUAUAGAAAAUAUCCUAAAUCUUUAUUAUAGAGAAAAUGAACUUAUUACAUGUCAACGAAUUUACAUAACCACUGGUUAUCAUGCAACAUGUGUGUAUUAUCGUACUAUAAAUACGAUUUAUACUCUCUUUGUAUAAGAGUUAUAUAUGCACAAUUGCGUUUUAAUUGUUUGGCUGUAUGUGUCUUCUUUUUCCUCUUUCUUUUCUAUUUUUUAUCAUGCAAUACCGAGCUUUGGCAUCACAUGAUAUAGACACUUUAUACGUCCCUUCGUAAAAUCAAUUCCAUGAGUUAAGCAAGUAUACAUGGUGUAAUUAUCCAUCGUAAUUAUUAAUAACACACGCACACCAUGUCAUUGACGUCUAUAUCUCUCAUCGAGAUAUAAUCAACAUCUUUUCGUCGUUGUUAUAUUAUGAAAUAAAUACAUGAAAAUACAAUCGUGUUGGAUUGGCCAAUAAGAUUGAAGUAAAUUUAGGUAGAAAAAAUGAAUUGGAAGGGGAAACGGAGGGGUGGAAAGAGAAUAAAAACCAAUACUCAGAUUCUCCUCUUUUAAAAAAUUAUGAUUAGCAAAAUUUUCCAUAUGUGCAACUUUAAACAAAUGGACAUCUGAAUUUUUAUUUUAAAAGAUUGGGAUACACAUAGAAUAUGAAGAGAAAUUUGAAUUUGAAAGAAAUUGUUGAGGAAACAAUUAUUAAAAUUGAUGAAUUUUAAAUCCAUUCUGAGGAGAAAUAGCAUACAAAUUUAGAGAAAGGGAGAGGAAGAGAGAUAGAGAGAAAAUUUAAUAUAUGAAAUAGGAGAAUAUGAGUUUUGCUUCCAUAUUCUUCAUAUCUGAGCUUUCCUUAUCGCAGUUGCUGCGAUAGUGAUCGUCGUUAUUUCGUCGGGAUCAGUCAGGAAGAAAGUGAUAACGCGAUUAUAUACGAUAUGUCGUAAUAUAUAUAUAUAUAUAUAUAUAUAUAUAUAUAUAUAUAUAUAUAUAUAUGUAUGUAUGUUUUAAUACAAACGUUUAUUAUGAAAUUAUAGUGACAUCUGCGUAUCACAGGAGAGCUCAGUCGAUUCUUCAGAAACCACUCCAUAUCGUUGUCAUUUUACAUGCGCAUUAUAUUCCAUCCAUUCAAAUAUGAAAGAAAGAUGUAAUUGUAAAAUCGCAUGCCACGUUAAUAACGGAAUAAAAAUUGCGCGGUAAAUUUUUUAAAUUAUUUAUACUCGCGCACUACCUGAAUUCUCUUCAAAUUAUAGAUAAUAAAUAUUUAUUAUACAUACAGGAUGUAAAUUAAUUAGUACCAAAUAUUCUCUAGGAACGUAUGGUUAUCCAACAUCAAUUGUUUUACAUCCUAUAUAUAUGUACAUGUAUAUGUUACACAGUUUAAAUUUAUUUGAUAUUAAAAUUUAUCGCAGCGAAUUUUUAAUAUCUCGAAUGGAGUGGUCACUCGAGUUUCGUCGUAUGUUAUAGAUGUUUUGUAUUGCUCUUCGUAUUACUUAAUAUCGCUUUUUUCUCUAUAUGAUAAUUACAAUUAAAAAUCAAUCUCGAAAGUAACGCUUUCGCGUCAGUUUAUGAAAGAUAGGCGCUCAGAGAGAGAGAUGUAAAAAAUAUCGCAAGAACGCUAACAAUAAUAAUGAACGCUAAUAAUAAUAAUCUCUUACCGAUCGUAACAUUUCUUUGAAACAACAUCAAAUGUAAGAAACGAUAUGUCACGUCUCGUAAGCAAUUAUUAUAAUGAAAGAACGUAAUUAGCGUACAUUUUAGUGCCCGUCGACUCUCAACUAGAUUCUUCUCCAACUUUCGAGAUUUUAUCUAACAAACCUUCUCUAACGAUUAUCAAUAAGAUUAUUAGUUUCAAGCAUAGAAUUAAAUUCUCUUAGACCCGGACAGCGAAUAUCGUGUAUAUUCGCUUGUAUAAUUCGAGUCAGACUUCUUACAAUAGUUACAUAAUUCUGUAAUCUUAUAUGUACAUGCGCGCAUUUAAAAGAUCGAUUUCACAAUUUUCGGAGUUUAUUUACUCUAAUGUAGCAAAAUACUCGCAAAGAAAAAUUAUGAAUGGUACGCGAAGAACUAUUCUAUUACUUUGUGAAAAACAUUUUAUCAAUAAAAGAUUGACAUUUAACUCA